CAUUAAAUGCUUGCUAGCUUCGGCCGAAGUGUGCGAGCAAGGGAAGAGAGGUUUUCCUCUGUUUCCAAUUAUCACAGAGCGAAUUAGAUAAUGCAUGCAACAAGAAACAGGCUGUCCCUUUCAACUCAUCCGUCAACCGCACAACGCAUAGCAGUCGGUCCUCUGAUGUGAUUCAGAAUUAUUAUUAUGCUCCUAAAAUGGAAAAAGACGAAGAACCCUCUUGAAUCUCUGAUUAUUACUCAUCUCUUUUCCCCAUUUUCCAACUACUGGAGAUGAUAAUUCAGAUCAAUCUCAGCUCACAGGGCAGAGGAAGAAGAUAAUUCAGCGGAGCAUCAGCGCCACCGAAUCGAUAUUACAGUUGCCGUGAAGCCUAUAAACACCAAAUUCCCUUUCUUCCCGCUUCCCCAAUCCUCCAUCCGAAAGAAUGAGCUGGUGGUGGGCUGGCGCCAUUGGAACCGCUAAGAAGAAGCUCGAUGAAGAUGAGCCGCCGCGAAGCUACCAGAGCGUCGCCCUAGUGGUGGGUGUCACCGGAAUCGUGGGCAACAGCUUGGCCGAGAUCCUCCCGCUCGCCGACACUCCCGGUGGGCCAUGGAAGGUCUACGGCGUAGCUCGCCGUCCUCGCCCCAAUUGGAACUCCGACCACCCAAUCGAGUACAUCCAGUGCGACAUCGCCGACGCCUCCGACGUCGAUUCGAAGCUCUCCCCACUCUCCGACGUCACCCACAUCUUCUACGUAACGUGGGCCAACCGCCCCACCGAGGCAGAGAACUGCGAGAUCAAUGGCAAGAUGUUGAGGAACCUCCUCGCCGCCGUCGUUCCCAACGCGCCGAAUCUCCAGCAUAUUUGCCUUCAGACCGGCGGGAAACACUACGCCGGAUCCUUUGAAUCGUUCGGCAAAAUCGAACCCCACGACUCCCCUUUCACAGAAGAUCUCCCGAGGUUGAAUUCCCCCAAUUUCUACUACACAAUGGAAGACAUCCUCUACGAAGAAGCCGGGAAAAGGGAAGGGUUGUCGUGGUCCGUACACCGGCCCAAUAUAAUUUGGGGGUUUUCUCCCUACAGCAUGAUGAACGCGAUUGGAUCACUCUGCGUCUACGCCGCCAUAUGUAAGCACGAGGGUUUGCCUCUGAUUUUCCCGGGGACGAAAGCUUCUUGGAACUGUUACUCGGAUUCGUCGGAUGCUGACCUGAUCGCCGAGCAUCAGAUAUGGGCGGCGGUGGAUCCUUACGCCAAGAACGAGGCGUUUAACAUAGUGAAUGGGGAUGUGUUCAAGUGGAAGCAUUUGUGGAAGGUGUUGGCGGAGCAGUUUGGGAUAGAGAAUUAUGGGUUUGAAGAGGAUGCGGAGAAGAGAGUGAGCUUGGUGGAGAUGAUGAAGGAUAAAGGGCCGGUUUGGGAAGAGAUUGUGAAGCAGAAUCAGCUCGAGCCGACGAGGUUGGAGGAAGUUGGGAAUUGGUGGUUUGUGGAUAUGAUAUGUGGUGUGGAGGGUGUUCUUGCGAGCAUGAACAAGAGCAAGGAGCAUGGGUUCUUGGGGUUCAGGAAUUCAAAGAGCUCGUUCAUUUCCUGGAUUGAUAAAAUGAAGGGUUACAAGAUUGUGCCCUGAACCAACUUGCAGGUUCUCGUGAUGGCUUUUGAUCGAGCUUGGAAUGUAUUGUUGUUUGUACUCUGUUUGAUACCUGGAGGUUUUCUUUCUGUUUCACUUAUCUUGAUCCCUAGUUUCUAAAUAAGAAAUUUCUGUUUGU
Linum trigynum is the source of this 1739-nucleotide messenger RNA. The record is from the annotation of a GenBank genome assembly. NCBI's taxonomy places the organism in Eukaryota, Viridiplantae, Streptophyta, Magnoliopsida, Malpighiales, Linaceae.